Molecule: messenger RNA, 1930 nt
Organism: Pomacea canaliculata
Lineage: Eukaryota; Metazoa; Mollusca; Gastropoda; Architaenioglossa; Ampullariidae
Product: contactin-like
Exons: 14
Coding region: 1-1923 (640 amino acids)
Biological process (GO): cell-cell adhesion
Molecular function (GO): protein binding
Source: RefSeq, a predicted model, not a curated record
AUGUCUGUGUUCUGGCAGCGAGUCCCUACUACAUCUACGACCUUCACGACAAGCACGUGGACGAAGGCGGAGAGUGACGUGCGAUGUGAGCGCGAGGCGUCCCGGCCCACUUACACCUGGUUCAAGGACGGCGAGAGUCUGCAGCACGUGUCUGGGGACGUGGAGAUACUCAGCAACACCCUCACCGUCGUCAGCCCUGAUGCGCUCGUCAUAAACGGCAUGUACCAGUGCCGGGCCAGCAAACAUCCAUGGCCGUCUUACUCCACAGGACAGAUGAGAGUUUUGGCUCAAACGACCAUCAGUACCUACCCAGGGACACUACAGUGCAGGUCAACAACAACGGCCUUCCUGUCCUGCGUAGUGUCACAUGACCCGGAACUCGAUCUUCAGACAGACUGGCUCUUCCAAGGGAAGCCACUCUACUGGAAAGAUGCCCACUAUCGCAAGGGCUCAGAGGGAGGAUUGUCGGGUCUGUACAUUCAGGGCUGUCAACGACGGCACGCGGGGCAGUACACGUGUCUGGCAGUCACCACCUUUGACACUGUCACUGCCAACGCUACGCUCACCGUCGUCGGGCCGCCCUCGGAGCCUGCAGGGUUGACUGUAGAGACCAGCCUGGACUACACCAGCAGGAGCAUCACCUUACGGUGGACACCAGGUGACGCCGGGGGCAGUGCUGUGACGUCAUGGACAAUACAAGCCGCCACGGACUUCAACCCGGCUUGGACCUUCAUCAUGCAAAACGUACCGGAUUCCUCCACCAUUGUUCAGGGCCGUGAGAGAAGGGAGAUAACUAUCACUGAGUUGCGGCCGUGGACGGCGUACAAGUUCAGAGUUAGCGCCCGUAACGCUCACGGUCUUGGUCCUUACAGUGUGCCGUCUGCUUACCACCAGACGUCAGAGGGCCCUCCCACUCUUGCACCUGGCAACAUCACUGCUGGCGAGGGGAGCAAACUCGGUGACCUGAGUAUCACCUGGACGCCCUUGCGCGAGGAAGACCAUGGUGGGGCUGAGUUUGGCUAUAACGUUUACUACCGUCUGCAUGACCGACCUGGCAACUGGCAAAAGGGUACGGUUGGUGAUGUUGGCUCCUUCGUGGUUCUCGUGGGGAAAGAAAACUUUUAUUCUCUCUAUGAAGUCAUGGUGCAGCCGUUCAACCGGGCAGGGGCUGGUCCCAACUCUUCUGUUGCGACGAUCUAUUCGGCAGAGGAUCUACCUAUCGGAACUCCUGGUAAUAUUUUAAUCUUCCCCCACAACUCCACUGCACUCGAUAUCACCUGGAUCCCGGUGCCAGACACCAAGGAAGCCGUGAGAGGCAAGAUUCUUGGUUACCAGGUAAACUAUUGGGAAGAUGUAACUAAUCCCCUCAUCAUGAGCCACUACACUGGGGAAGCCUCCAGUGGAGCCACAGUCAUUGGUCUGUUGCCAAACACCAUGUACGUCAUGGAUGUACAGGUCUACAACUCGGCGGGCCUCGGACCAGUCAGCGAGAAGAACAAACAGAGGACAUACAACAGUGGGAUGACGUCACAGCCAACAGAAGUGAUGGUGUCGUCUCACGGUACAGACAGUGUGUACGUCACAUGGCGCGGUAUCUCCCGCAAACAGAAUGAAGAGACUCUUGUGAGCUACACGAUUGCUACCUGGCCGUAUACAGACAACAUUCGGACUGCUGAGAUCGUGUUUACGGGCAGAAACACGUAUGGCGUAGUAAGAGGAUUGAAGAAAGAUGUUCUGUACAAACUGCGGGUGUGCCCAAUCAAUCUGGGGGGUGACGGCGCCAGUAGUGUGGAACUGCUUAUCACAUUGGGGGGCCUGAUACGCUACGACACAACGAAAACGGACAUUCUCGCAGGUGUCGGUCGACAGGGCGGCUCAUUGUGCACUGUAAUUCUUCUUCUCGCUUCUUAUCUACUGUUGUAAAAAAAAA